Messenger RNA from Rhizoctonia solani, 3276 nucleotides. Its product is annotated as AMP binding enzyme. The record is from RefSeq and is a predicted model, not a curated record. Lineage: Eukaryota; Fungi; Basidiomycota; Agaricomycetes; Cantharellales; Ceratobasidiaceae. The coding region runs from base 1 to 3276 and encodes 1091 amino acids. The transcript is spliced from 15 exons. Gene Ontology annotation, molecular function: phosphopantetheine binding.
AUGGCCGCAUCAACCAAGUUUGUUUUCCCACCAACCGACGGCUCUGUUCCCCCUUCCUCUAUUAGCGAUUUUCAUCUUGAGCAUAACCCUAGUCAUGUGUUUGCUAUCCUAUAUGACAUCAAUAACUCCUCUCAGACCAACGUCACGCACGAACAACUUGCCUGUGCAGUUCAUCGUGCUGCCCAUAUCUUGAACCCUAACGGCGCUAUUCCUCAAGGAACUAACAUUGGGUUACUGCUUUCUACCCAUGCAAUUCAGUACGCUGUAACGAUCUUGGGGGCUAUAAGAGCGGGAUUAGUCCCAUUUCCUAUAUCGCCACGAACACACGUCUCUGGCAUUGCCCAUCUUCUGAAAUCCACUCAAACGGCACUAGUAGUUGCCGGGGGUUCUCAGGCCGUCGAUGACAUUAUACCUCAGCUUUCCAAUAGCUUGGCGGAAGUCGACUCCCCAGUUCAAUUUAUAGACCUUCCGUCGUUAGAUCAAGUCUUACCCGAUCUCGGAAAGGCUAAGCGAGAGCCUGCACACAAGCCCUUUCCUCCUCUGAAAGCUAUUUCAGGUGAUGCCAUCAUUAGCAUUUUACAUAGCACUGGUUCAACAGGCAUGCCAAAACCCAUCAAUAUUCACCUCGAAGGCUUAUUCAAAAACUCAAUUACACAACCAAUUGGGCGGACGUAUGCGCAAGAAGGAGCUCGAAGUGGAACUAUGGCCCUCCCUACAUUCCACGGGACGGGCAUGUUUCUUCAAACCUUCAUACCACUUUACACGGGGUGCACCCAAGUGUUGUUUGCUCCGAGUCAUGUUCCCGUAGUCCCAACAUCAAAUUUAACAAUAAAAGUGGCCGCCGCCACAAGAUGCUCACAUAUGCUAUGUAUGCCAGCAUUCCUGGAGGAGUGGUCUCAAGAUGAAACAGCUAUAGCAUAUCUGCGCCAGAUGAAGAGUAUUAUAUUCGCAGGAGGACCUUUAGCUGAAGCGACAGGCAAUAAACUAGCUGAACAAGGUGUUCGCUUCCGCUCUUGCUACGGUACGACCGAGCUUGGCGGCAUAACAGAAGUAGAUGAAGUAGGUGAAGUAGGCGAAGCUAGUGAUCGGAAUUACGUGCGGUUCUCGCCACGGGUGGAUGUGCGAUUUAUCCCACAAAAUAAUGGGGACAAUUUGUUUGAACUCGCGUUUGUGGUGUCGGAUAACCAUAAACCUUUUGUGAUCAACUUCGAGAUUGAUGGAAGGCCAGCAUAUAGAACCAAGGAUCUCGUUGUUCGUCAUCCCUAUAGGCCGGAUUUAUGGAAACUGGUUGGACGUCUUGACGACCAAAUUAUCCUUCUCAACGGCGAAAAAACCAAUCCGGGCCCCAUGGGCAAGUGCCCCAUCGUGCUUUCCGCGAUCAUGUUUGGGCGAGAGCGGAGCCAAACUGGAGUUUUGAUCGAACUGGAAGAAAGUGUUAGUUCUAUGUAUGCUACUCAGGAAGGGCGACUAAAAGCAAUCGACGAGGUUUGGCCGUUUAUUGAACGGGCUAACCAGACGUCAGCUACUCAUUCUCGUCUUGAGAGACGGACAAUAAUUUUGGUAGACCCUACCCAUCCUCUUCCACGCACAGUUAAGGAAGGUGUUUCCCGCCCUGGUGCUCUCAAGCUAUAUGCGAGCGUUAUCGAAGAAAUGUACCUGGGUCUAGAGAAAAACUUUGGUGCGGCCGAUGGCAUUAAGCCUCCUCGAUCAUGGGAUAGUACCAAAGAUAUUGAAGUUUGGGUUACUCAGGAGAUUCAAAAUCUUUUGGGUCGGCAAGUCGACGUAUGUGGAGAUUUAUUUCAGCAAGGAAUGGAUAGUCUCACAGCCACCAUGCUUCUUCGUCUGCUCAAAGAUACUCUGAACGCAUCACCCGAUUUCCAUAUUCGAUCUGCGGCGACAAAAGUCAACCAGCAAACCAUCUUCGGAAACCCCACUAUCACACAACUUGUCCAGGUACUUGUCCAGCUCUCCACUUGCAACAAUACUACUGUCAUCGAUCCUGUUGCGGGAGCACUUCGAAAGAUUCAUGCUAUGAUCGAAAAGUAUAAAGCCGACUGGCCUACCCAAGAGGCCCGUAAUAUUCAACCGGUGAAGAAAGAGCGUGUGGUUGUGACUGGUACUACUGGAGGCCUUGGAUCUCAUUUGCUUGCGCAGCUGCUGGAGAAUGAAAAGGUCGAGAAAGUAUGGGCGAUGAAUCGCAAAUCAAGCAAGAACAAUAGAGACAGGGAGCUCAGCUCCUUUGAAGACAAGCUUUUGGACGUGAAUUUGCUAAAGAGCGAGAAAUUGGUAUUUGUUGAUACCGAUCUUGAGGAUCCCAAGCUUGCCCUACCCAAUGAAAUAUACGAUGAGAUCCGGAGAGAGGCUACGAUUAUAAUUCACAAUGCUUGGCAAGUUAACUUCAACCUCGGCCUCCAGUCCUUCGAGCCAAGCAUUUGUGGAGCCCGAAACCUUCUCGACCUUGCCUUUCAAUCUACGGCCCCCACAGGCCUCCCACGAUUUAUAUUUACUUCAUCUGUUUCCGUAGCCGGCUUUGCCGUUCCCGGAAGGUGGCUAAGCGAGAUUUCAGUUACCCCGGAGAUGGCUUCGACUAGUAUUGGAUAUGGACAAAGCAAGCUAGUGGCUGAAAAGCUCCUUGAAUCAGCUAGAGACUCUGGCCUCGAAAGCUGCAGUAUUCGACUUGGACAGCUUGUCGGGGAUGUCAAGAGUGGUGCAUGGUCAACAACAGAUUGGGUCCCUUCGCUCAUCGCCUCUUCCGUUUCAAUAGGUAGCCUGCCGAGGGCCGUCGGGACUGUCUCGUGGCUUCCACUUGAUGUGGCUGCCCGUUCAAUUAUCGAUACAUGUGUUAACAGGAACAAAGUCCUACCUCAAGUGAUGCACACCUCACACCCUCGACCUGUACCUUGGGUGGAUAUCAUGAAUGCACUCUCGGCAUCGCUCGUGCCUCUCGUGAACUCUCAACUGCCUAUCGUGGGCUUCGAAGAAUGGAAUAAGCGUGUAGCCGAAGCUGCAGAAUCGUUCAAAGGAUCCGAAAGUGAUCGAUACAAGCGAUUCCCAAGCACCAAAAUCCAAAGCACUAUUGACGGUAUGGUGCUCGCCGACAAGGAGCUUCAGUCUCACGAUGGGGUGGAGCAUGUAGAGUCGUGUGGAACUGUGCGGCUGAAUACCAAGGUAGCCGAAGAGUUUAGUCGGGUUUUAGAAACCACACCGCAGCUUGGAGAUGAGCAUGUUCAGAAGUGGAUCAGCUAUUGGGGAACUAAAGGGCUAUUUGUUCAGUAA